Messenger RNA from Chenopodium quinoa (quinoa), 849 nucleotides. RefSeq lists its product as uncharacterized. The transcript has a single exon. The record is from RefSeq and is a predicted model, not a curated record. NCBI's taxonomy places the organism in Eukaryota, Viridiplantae, Streptophyta, Magnoliopsida, Caryophyllales, Amaranthaceae. The coding region runs from base 1 to 849 and encodes 282 amino acids.
AUGCCGAUAAAGCAAAGAAAUAAAAAGCUUUGGUGUGAAUACCAUAAGGAGUGCGGUCACACCACCCAUAACUGUAGAGAACUUAAGAAAGCCCUGAAUAAGCUAGCUGAAGAAGGAAAGAUUAACAGAUAUCUCAAGUCCCCCCUGAAGGAUAAGCAAAGAAGCAAGGCUUCCAAGGAGGUGCAGGAAGCCCAGAGCUCAGCUGACACCAACAUGAGCAUCAAUGUCAUAGCCGGAGGAUUUGCCUCCGGGGGUUUGUCUAACAGGGCACGCAAGGGUCAUUUGCGGUCGCUCGAAGAACCUGUCUAUGAUGUCGACACUCCCUCAUCCACCCUAACGGACCCCCCCAUGGUGUUCGGGGAUGAUAAUGUUAAGAAGAUUCAAAGGCCCCAUGAUGACCCCCUAGUGAUCCAUAUGAAGGUGGCUAAUGCUAAGGUCAAGAAGAUAUUGGUGGAUAACGGGAGUUCAACGGACAUUAUUACAUGGAAGUGCAUCGAGCAAAUGUAUUUUGGAAGAAAAGACCUCACACCCCUGGAGAAACCAUUAGCUGGUUUUGGGGGGAAGCAUGUGUACCCCUUAGGAACGAUCAAGCUGCCUGUUCGUUUGGGUGAAAAGAAGAAAGGGAGGAGCUUGGUACACACUUUCUUAGUUGUGGAUACCCCUCUGCCAUAUAACAUGAUCAUUGGCCGACCCCUUCUCAACAGGGUCAAGGCCGUCAUCUCAACCUAUCACUUACUCCUUCAAUUUGAGACCGAUGAUGGAUCGGUGGGGAAAAUAUAUGGAGAUCAGUUUGAAGGAAGGAAAUGCUAUGUAGAAAGCUUGAAACAACCCGAGAGCUCCGUCAAUUAG